Molecule: messenger RNA, 439 nt
Organism: Meloidogyne enterolobii
Lineage: Eukaryota; Metazoa; Nematoda; Chromadorea; Rhabditida; Meloidogynidae
Source: the annotation of a GenBank genome assembly
CACCAUCCGGACAGAAAACCGACCAUUCCAAGGACUAAGAAGAAAUGAAGACCAAAGUCAAAGUCCAAAACAAGAACGAAGUAAAUUUAGAAACGGAUCACCAUAUAAGGCACGCUCUAACAGCAGCUCUUCAGAGCACAGUUCAAAGAGUCCAAUUAGGUAUCCAUGUGAAUUAUGUGAACAACUACACCCCCCAAUACACUGUACAAAAUACAGAACAGCGAAUGAACGUCGCGAUCGAGCGAUGAAAAAAGAAUUAUGCUUUAGAUGUUUAAAAAGAGGACACUAUGCUAAUAAAUGUAUGAAGCCAAAAGUAUUAUGUCCUAUUUGCAAUAGAAGCAACCACAACCAAGCACUAUGCCGACACCAAAAAAGAUUUUAUUCGAAAAGCCCUAUAAGGCAGGAACAAAAAACAUUCACAACAGAAGAAGAGGAAACA